AUGGAGCUGAGUCCUUCCGCAGAGAGUUGUGUCAGUGAAGUCUUUUGCAAUUACACAGUGAACGACACCUACGACUACGAUGAAGAGUUGGAGUACACUUGUGCCAAACCUAACACCGAGUCCAUCAGCGCCGCGUUCUUCCUUGUCAUCUUCAUCCUCGGCAUGACGGGCAACGGCAUCCUCCUGGGUGUCCUUGUUCGCUACGAGGACCUUAAAGUAGUCACCAACCUGUUUGUCCUCAACUUGGCCCUCUCUGAUCUGGUCUUCACUCUCACUCUGCCGUUCUGGGCUACCUACUACCUUUCUCACUGGGUCUUUGGGGACUUCGCCUGCAAGCUUGUGACCGCGGCUUACGCGGCCGGUUUGUACAGCAGCGUCAUCCUGCUGACGGCCAUGACGCUGGAUCGUUUCACCAAAGUGGUUCUGCGGAAAUGGCUCUCCGAGCCCAGGAAAAGACGGUGGUGCGCAGUGGCGGCCUGCGCAGCCGCUUGGCUCAUCAGCGUCGCCGUCUCCGUGAGGGAAGCGGUCCACUCCAGGACGCUGGUCGUGGAAGUAGACGGGGAGCCUAUCUACACUUGCGAGGCUUUCGCCGUUGACCCCGGAAGCACUGACGUUCGCGUGCGGUAUUACCUAAAGAUCUCAUUUCUCUUCUUCCUCCCGUUCGUCAUCGUCAGUUUUUGCUACUCCGCCAUCCUUAGGACCAUUUGUCUAGCUGUUUCUAGAAAGAAGCAGAGGACCGUUUUGGUGGCGUUGUGCGUUGUCGUGACUUUCUUUAUCUGCUGGGCACCUUACAACAUCAUGGUCGUCGUCCAGAUAAUAUAUGUACCCCAAGACUGUGAUGCAGUACAUAUUUUUAACCUGGUCUUGGAUGUUUGCAAGCUUUUGGCCUAUUCCCACUGCUGUAUGAACCCUAUGCUCUACAUGCUCUCGAAAAACUUCCGGAAGCAUCUGCUGAGUAUGUUUCGCUGCGAAAACACCCGGCAGACCAGGUCGGAAAGGGAUAACGUCCCUUCCCGGAUGUUAACCGCUGCCUAG
Molecule: messenger RNA, 1035 nt
Organism: Lampris incognitus (smalleye Pacific opah)
Lineage: Eukaryota; Metazoa; Chordata; Actinopteri; Lampriformes; Lampridae
Product: chemokine XC receptor 1-like
Exons: 1
Coding region: 1-1035 (344 amino acids)
Biological process (GO): immune response; chemotaxis; G protein-coupled receptor signaling pathway
Cellular component (GO): membrane
Molecular function (GO): chemokine receptor activity
Source: RefSeq, a predicted model, not a curated record